This is a messenger RNA of Caenorhabditis angaria, 8066 nucleotides long. NCBI's taxonomy places the organism in Eukaryota, Metazoa, Nematoda, Chromadorea, Rhabditida, Rhabditidae. The record is from the annotation of a GenBank genome assembly.
AUGGUCGACUCGGAUAAUGAUUUAUUGACUGAAAAUGCUGCAAACCAGGCUGAAAAUUCGGCUGAAAAUGAUGUUUUCCAGAAGAAGAAAGAGGAUUUGGCGAAUUUGGUGCUUUGGGUGAGAUUUUUUACCUAAAAUAUGAGUUUUGAGCUCGCUGGUUCGAUCCACGGUGCCUGCGAACUUUUUUAUUUUUAUUUUUUUUUUUGCAGUUCUCUGGAAUCGAUGCGACAAACAAGAAUUUGAAUGAUCCUGUGGAUUUGGUGUCUGGAAGAGCUUUUGCUGAAAUUCUGAACAGAAUGUGAGUUUUUGAGCUGAAAUUCGUGAAAAAUUAGUGAUUUUGAGCCGAAAAUAGCAAAUGCGCUCUAUUGAACACUACCCGUUUUCGAAGAAAAUUCAAAUUUUUAUUUUUUUUUUGUCUGGUGAAUUUUGAGCGGAAAAAUUAAAUUUAUUGGUUUUUCAUGGAAUUUAGCGCUUAGAAUGCUGAAAAUCAUCGAAAUUUGACUAAAAUUAUGGUUUUUGAGCUAUAAACUAUGAAAACUGCUCAAUUUUGAGCGGAAAAUAGCAAAUGCGCUCUAUUGAACUCUAGCCGUUUUUAAAGAAAAUUCAAAUUUUAAUUUUUUUCUGGUCUAAUGAAUUUUGAGCGGAAAACUUGCAUUUUUAUGAAAUUUUGUGCUCAGAGUGCUGAAAUUAUGGUUUUCGAGCUAUAAACCAUGAAAAACGAGCAAUUUUAAGCCAAUAAUAGCAAAUGCGCCCCAUUGAACACUACCCGUUUUUAGAGAAAUUUCAAAUUUUUAUUUUUUUUUGUCUGAUGAAUUUUGAGCUCAAAAUGUUCCUAGACCACUAGAAAAUCCAAUGUUAAGUGAAAUUAACCGUAUCUGGGCUCAAAAUGCUCCAAAUUUUCUGAAAAUCAUCAAAUUUGUGCUCGAAAUGCUCCAAAUUCCCAAAUUCUUCCAGUGAUGAUAUUCAUUUCGAUUCAAUUUGGCUUGAAUCAAUGCCAGAAUCAACAUCUCGAACAAAUAUCGUCGUAAAACAAUCGAAUUUGCGAAAACUUUGGCGAAAAAUCGAUAUGUAUAUUCGAGAAAUUCUGAGAAGAAAAUUGGAAACCGAUCGAUAUUUCGAAAUUGAUUCGAAAGUUUGUGGAAGUGAGGAAACUGAUUUGCCAGUUGCGCUGGAAUUUGCAAUGUUGAUUUGUACAUUGGCACAUGUUGGAAGGAAUAAAGAAGGUAAUUUUGAGAUGAAAAUCAUGAAAAAUGACCCGAAUUUGAUAGAUUUGAUGAAAAAUACGCUAAAAAUCGAUAAUUUUAACCUAAAAAUGUCCAGAAACCAUCAAAAAUGAUGGAUUUUGAGCCAAAAAUAGCAAAUACGCUCUAUUGAACACUCCCCGUUUUAAUGGAAAAUUCAAAUUUUUAUUUUUUUUUCCCUGGCGAAUUUUGAGCUAUUUAACGCUUCAACCCUCAAAAUUUGAAGAUUUCGAUAAUUUUCAGCUUGAAAACUUGAUUUUUGGCUGAAAAUGAGCUGAAAUUGAUAAUUUGGAUCUGAAAAUGUCCGAAAACCAUCGAAAACCGUCAAUUCUAACCCAAAAAUAGCAAAUGCGCUCUAUGGAACUCUCCCCGUUUUCAGGGGAAAAUUCAAAUUUUCAUUUUUUUUUUCUUUGAUGAAUUUUGAGCCAAAAAUCACUGAAAUUUUCAGAUUUUCAGCCCAAAUCCACCAAAAAUCAAUAUUUUUCCAGAUUUCGUCUUGUAUUCCAAAGAUUUAUCACUAAAAUAUUCAACAGAAAUGUCAAAUGUUGUUCGAAUGAUAACUGAAAUUAUGCGAGAUAUUCCGGAAAUCAAUGAGCAAAGAGUGACGUCAGGUGAGCUGAAAAUCUGGCUGAAAAUCCGGAUUUUUGAGCUGAAAAUCAGGAAAAAUGAUGAAUUUUGAGCUAAAAUCGAUUUUUUCCAGACGAAGAGCUGACUUCAGAUGGAGAAUUCAAUAAUUCGAAUUUUGCCGAAAGAAGUUUUGCUGGAAAAGAACAAAGAAUUAGUGUUGGAUCGAAUGCUGGAUAUAAACAGGAAAUUGAACAUAUGCUGAAACAGGUAUGGCUGAAAAUUUGGGAUUUUAAGCUGAAAAUCAUGAAAAAUGAGCUAUUUUAAGCCUAGAAACGUGAAAAUUGACGAAAAAUUGCAAAUGCGCUCUAUUGAACUAUGUCCGUUUUCAAGGAAAAUUCAAAUUUUUAAUUUUUUUUUCUUUGAUGAAUUUUAAGAUAGAAAUCAUGGAAUUUAGAAUUUUUGCUAUAUUUUCAUUUAAUUUCAAUCUAGAAUGCUGAAAAUCUGAAAUUUUGAGCCCAAAAUCGACGAAAAUGAUGAAUUUUGAGCGAAAAUUUACGAAAAAUUGCAAUUGCGCUCUAUUGAACUCUUCCCGUUUUCAGAGAAAAUUCAAAUUUUUAUUUUUUUUUCUUUGACGAAUUUUUGAGCUAAAAAUCUGAAAAUUCCGGGCUUAAAGGAGCAUACAGUACUCCUAAGCCUCAAAAAUCCAGUUUGAAAUGUUUUAAUUCAAAGGUACAUACAGUAUCCACCCUGAAAAUUUUGAAAAUGCGGGAAAAAUCACUAAAAAUCAACAAAUUUAAAGGUGCAUACCGUAUCCCUGAAAACCUUUUAAAAAAAAAAUUUUGAAGGUGCAUACAGUACCCCCAAAAUUUCACUAUCUUUCAUCAAAAUUUAAAGGGGCCUACAGUACCCCUUAAAAUGCACCCUAAAUUUUUUUAAAAAAUAUUUUAAAGGGACAUACAGUACCCCUAAAUAUCCCACUAAUUCCCACUAAUUUAAAGGAACAUACAGUACCCCUGAAAACUAUCCAAAAAUCCCGCUAAAAGCCAAUAAUUUAAAGGUACAUACAGUACUACCUCCUCCCUUUAAAAAUCAAUAUUUUUUGUUCUAGAUCGAUGAUCUUCAAAAUCACAAAAAACAACUGGAAUGUGACGUGGAAUCCCUACAAAAACAUCUCGAAAAUGCUCAAAAUCAUUCAAUAAUCUCCCAAACAUCUACAGUAUCAUCUACAGUAACCGCAGAUACUGUAGCAAUAUUAGAAGAAAAAAAUGAGGAAUUAUUGAAAAAAAGACGAGAAGCUGAAGAUAAAAUAAAUGAAUUAGAAGGACAAUUAGAACAAAUAAAAGGAACAUUACAAGAAAUAUCUGAUGAAAAUGAAAAUAUGAAAAGAAAUGAAAAAAUGGUGAAACAAAUGAAACAAGAAAUGCAAAAUACAAAAGAUAAUUUGGAAAUUUGGAGAGAAAAAGCGGAAAAAUUGGAAUUUGAUGGAGAAUUGUUGAAAAAAAAGGAGAAAGAAAUUAAAGAUUUGAUGACUCAGAUUAAAUUAUUGAAUCAUCGAUUAGAGCAUCAUGUUAAACAAUCGACACAAGAUGAGGGAAAUAAAACUGAGAUGGCGGUGAGUGAAUUUUGGGGUGGGGAGGGGAUUUUUGGAGCAUUUUGAGAGCAAAUUUGAGCUUUGGGGGAUUUUUUGAAGCAUUUUGAGACCUCAUAAGCCAUAUUUUGAGCUCUGGAGCAUUUUUAGAGCAUUUUCAGGAGGAAUUUUGAGCUCUGGAGCAUUUUUGAGAUGAAAUUCGGGAUCUGGAGCAUUUUUGGAGCUAAAUUUGAGCUAUGGAGCAUUUUUAGAUGAAAUUCCGGCUCUGGAGCAUUUUUUGAGCCAAAUUUGAGCUCUGGAGGAUUUUUCGAGCUAAAAUUGAGCUCUGGAGCAUUUUAGGAGCAUUUUGAGCUCUUGUUAGGUUUUUGGAGCCAAAAUUGAGCUCUGGAGGAUUUUAGGGCAAUUUUGAGCCAAAAUUAGAGCUCUGGGGAUUUUUUAUACCAAUUUUGGGUGAUUUUUGAGCUCUGGGGGAUUUUUCGGAGCAUUUUGAUAUCAAUUUUGAGCUCUGGAGCAUUUUUGGAGCAUUUUGAAGCCAAAACUGAGCUCAGGACUGAAUUGCGGUCAUUUUAAUGAGAAAAUUGAGCUCUGGAGCAUUUUUUGGAGCAUUUUCAGACCUCAUAGGCCAUUUUUUCGAGCUCUGGACCAUUUUUCGAGCAUGUUGAAGCAAAAUUUGAGCCUUGGGACCAUUUUGACCUACAUUUCGAGCUCUAGAGCAUUAUUUUGGCCCAAAAUUGAGCUUUGGAGCAUUUUUGGAACAUUUUCAGACCUCAUAAGCCAUAUUUUGAGCUCAGCACAAAAUUUCAGUCAUUUUGAUACCCCCUAUGGCCCAGUUUGGCCUAGUUUACUAAUUAGGAUUUCUAGGCCACCAAAUUCUCAAAAAUUAUCGAUUUUUCGUGUUCCAGAAUCUUCGUCAACAUAUUGGAAGUUUGAAAGCGGAUAUUGUUGCAAAAGAUGUUGAAUUGGUAUCAAAAGAAAGUACAAUUACUAAGGUAAGGUUGGAAAUUUAAGAGUUUUAAGAGUUUCAUCGAUUUUCAGCCGCUGUGACUGAAAUUUUCGGAUUUUUCAUGAAAUUUGGAGUUUUUAGACACCCAUAUUCAUAGGGUUUGGGGAAAUUUUGAUUUUAGGUUAAAAAUUGACCUGAAAUUGAAUUUUAGCUCAAAAAAUCCCGAAUUUCAGCCAUUUUUCCAUUUUCAGAUUGAAGAAGAAUUGAUAAAUUUGAAAGAGCGUGUAAAAGAUUUGGAAGAUCGAAAAGAAGAAUUGACAGAGGAACGAAAUCGAUUACAAGAGAAAAUGAUUAAAAUGAGAGAUAGUAUUACAAUGAGAAGUUUGCAUGAUUCGAUGUUUGAUGGAGAUGUUGUUGAAUUUGAGUGAGUUUUUUGGAUUUGGCUGAAAAUUUGGAGCAUUUUGAUAUAUUUUUGGAGUUUUUUGGUCCCAGAAUUGUUGUUUUUCAAAAUUCUGAAGGUUUCUGAAGGUUCUAAUGAUGAUUUUUGGAUUUUUGAGGAAAUUUGGGAAUUUUUGACACCCAUAUUCAUAUAGUUCUGAGAAUUUUUGAUUUUUGGGAUUUUUUGGUCCCAGAAUUUUUGAUUUUGAAAAUUCUGGAGGUUUUCAGGGUCCCAGGGAUCGAAAUUCGGAUUUUUCAGAAAAUUUGGGGAUUUUUGACAUCCAUAUUCAUAGGGUUUGGAAGAAUUUUCGAUUUUUGGGAUUUUUUGGUCCCAGAAUUUUUGAUUUCGAAAGUUCUGAAGGUUUUUGAAGGUUCUGAUGAUGAUUUUUGGAUUUUUCACGAAAUUUGGGGAUUUUAGACACCCAUAUUCAUAGGGUUUGGAAGAAUUUUUGAUUUUUGGGAUUUUUUGGUCCUAGAAUUGUUGAUUUCGAAAGUUCUGGAAGUUUUCAUGGUCCCAGGGAUUAAAAAUCGAAUUUUUGAGGAAAUUUGGGGAUUUUUGAGACCCAUAUUCAUAGGGUUUGGAAAAUUUUUAAUUUCAGGUCAAAUUUUCGACCUGAAAUUAAAAUUUUCUGUUUUUUCACCAGAUUUUGGCUUGUUGUAUGUCUUUCGAAUCGGAAUUUCAACCUGAAUUCGAAAAUCCACGUAUUUCUUCAUGAAUCCUUCAAAAAUCCCAAAUUUUUGCAGGAGAUCCGACAAAUUAUCACUGGAAAUAGAAAAUCAACGAUUAAUGGAGCGAAUUCAAGAAUUGGAAAGUCUGGAACCAUUAAAAGGCGAGAUUUUGACACUAAAAUCGAGAAAUAGUGUGUUGGAACAAGAGACGCAGAUAGCACACAAACAAAUUGAUGAAAAACAGAAAGAAAUUCAAGAAUUGAUGGAGAAAUUGGAGAAAAAUCAACAGACGACAAGUGGAGGAGUUGUUGAAUUGAAAGUUCAGGUUAGGGAGCAUUUUUGGGUCAAAAAUCGUGAAUUUUGAGCAUUUUUGAGCUCCGCCCACUUUUUCCCGCCAAAAAUCGUGAAUUUUGAGCAUUUUUAAGCUCCGCCCACUUUUUUUGGCUCCAAAAAUUAGCCUAGGCUUAUCUAGGCUCAAAAAAUCCCAAAUUUUUCAAAAUUAAUUUUUUGCAGCUCGAAAAAAUCAGUUUAUCCGAAGAAAAAGCGCUCCAAAACGCUGAAAAAGCUGAAAAAAAGUUGGCCGAAAUCCAGCUGGAAUUAGACCAAAAAACAGAGGAAAUGAAGAAAUUCGAGCAAAUUCUGAACAAAUCAAAAAUCGUCAUCGAUGGAUUAGAAGAACAACUGAAAAUGGCUGAAAUUGAGACGUCUGGAAAUGGACAAACGACUUCUGUACAACAAUUCAAGCAAUUACAGGCGGAAAAUGAGAAAUUGGAGAGAAAAGUGGGUUUUUUGGGGGGAUUUUGAGCCAAAAAUUGAGGAAUUUGGAGCAUUUUGAGCCCAGGAACGAAUUUUUCAGGGAUUUCUGGAUUUUUAGACACCUCACAAGCCUAGGGUCCAAAUUUGGAGCAUUUUGAGCCAAAAAUUGAUGAAUUUGGAGCAUUUUGAGCCCGGAAUCGAAUUUUUCAUGAAAUUUCGGUUUUUUUGACACCUCAUAAGUCUAGGGUCGAAAUUUGGAGCAUUUUGAGCCCAGAAUCAAGCUUUGCAUGAUUUUUUGCUCCGUGAGCUCUAUUUUUGAGCCCGGAAUCGAAUUUUUCAUGAAAUUUUGGAUUUUUGGACACCCCACAAGCCUAGGACCUGAAAAUUUCAGGUUUUUGCUCCGCGAGCCCACUCCCAAAAUUCCAAAUUUCAGGUUUCCGAACUCGAAAAUCAACUUCACACAGCCAUCACUUCUUACGAGCAAGAAAAUCGUCUUCUAACAUCAGCCGCACAUCAAAUUGUCAGUUUUUUGCAAUUUUGCCGCAUGCUUUUUUUUAGGCCACGCCCCCUUUUUUUCCAGGUCUUGAAUCGAUCGGCUGAAGAAGUACUGUACUCACCACAAUCCGCCAACUCAACACUUUCACAUCAAAAACAACCGUCGGCACUUUCAUGGAGGUAAGCAGGCCACGCCCACUUUAUUUUUGGGGACCUCUAAGCCCCGCCCCCUUUUUUGUCCCCGCCCCCCUCGAAAAAUGUCCAAUUUUUUUAUAGAUUUACCUAAUUCCUUGUCCAUUUUGUGAUAUAAGGUAACUUUGUGCACGUUUUUUGCAUGUUUUUUAGGCCACGCCCCUUUUUCUGUGCCCUGUCCCGUUUUUUUUUUCACUAACAUUUCCAGAUUGCAUGAUUGGCUUGGCGAUGCAUGGAAACAGUAUCCGAUGUGAGUUCCUCUAUGUUCUCUAACCUUUCUCUAGCUUCUCUGGGCUCUAACCCACCCUCUAAACCUAAGCCACGCCCACUUUUCCUCUGUGUUCUCUAACACUCUUACUCUACCCUGCACUCUAGCUUCUCUGGGCUCUAACCUUCUCUAAACCUAAGCCACGCCCACUUUUCCUCUGUGUUCUCUAACACUCUUACUCUACCCUGCACUCUAGCUUCUCUGGGCUCUAACCUUCUCUAAACCUAAGCUCCGCCCCUUUUCCCUCUAUGUUCUCUAACCUGUCUCUAUGUUCUCUAGCCCUGCACUCUAGCUUCUCUGUGUUCUCUAACCUCUGACCUCUUUCUCUCUGCUCUAACCUCAUCUAAGCUCCGCCCCUUUUUCCUCUAUGUUCUCUAACCUAACCUCUAACCUCUACACUCUGCUUCUCUGCAAUCUAACCUUCUCUAAGCCUAAGCUCCGCCCCUUUUUCCUAUGUGUUCUCUAACCUUCUCUCUGUGUUCUCUAGCUUCUCUAACCUCUAAACCUAAACUCCACCCACUUUUCCUCUAUGUUCUCUAACCUUAGGGUUCUCUGUGUUCUCUAACCACUCUCACUCCACCCUGCACUCUAGCUUCUCUAACCCUAACACUGUGUCUCUGUGCUCUCUAACCCUCUAUGUCUCUAGCUUCUCUGUGCUCUCUAACCUCUAAACCUAAGCUCCGCCCACUUUUCCUCUAUGUUCUCUAACCUGCUCUCUGUGUUCUCUAGCUUCUCUAACCACUCUCUCACUCUAUGUCUCUAACCUCUAUCUGUGUAUCUAGCUUCUCUGCACUCUCUAACCCCAGCUUUUUUUCUUAUAGAGUCUCACUGCUUCUAAUCAUUAUUCCGCUUCUUAUGAUUUUGACACUAUGUGGAGUUAGCUCAUUUCUGGCACCACCAAAUGCAUGA